GUACAGUUCUAUACUAGGCUUCACAUUAAAUGAAAAGAAUUUACUCUAUGAUACCCUGAGAUCAGCUCCAUCAACCACCUGAGCAUGUUUUUCCACCAAACAAAACAGUUGAGCUCACCUGCAAUUCCUCAACUCUCACUGGGCAAGAGUAUCAAGAUCCUAUUGGUUGAAGAUGUGAAGAUUAAUAGGAUGGUGAUGAGGAUGAUGGUGAAGAGUCUAGGAUUGGAGAUGGAGGAGGCUGAGGAUGGGCAGAAGGCUGUUGAUUAUUUCGUGGGAGGCAAGAAAGCUGAUGUUGUUCUCAUGGACAGGGACAUGCCCAUCAUGAAUGGGCAUGAGGCGACGAGGCAGCUCAGGUCGAUGGGAGUUGAGACGCCAAUUAUAGUGCUGUCAGCGGAUGAUUCUCAGUCCAACAGAGACGUUUUCUUACAGGCAGGAGCUGAUGAGUUCCUCCAGAGCAAGCCUCCAUCAAGAAAGGAACUGGUGGAUGUCCUGACUAAAUAUGGAUUAUACUGAAGCUGCUGACAAUAAUUAGGUUGAUGUAAUGGUGGAGAGGAGAUCAGUUUCAGAGAUGAAAAGCAUCAAUUUGCAUGUGUUCUCUGUUUUCAUAGUAGUCUAGAAUAUAUAUGUAUGGGUGUUGAUAAACUUUGGGUUUGAUGA
Messenger RNA from Asparagus officinalis (garden asparagus), 657 nucleotides. RefSeq names its product two-component response regulator ORR41. The coding region runs from base 85 to 513 and encodes 142 amino acids. Gene Ontology annotation, biological process: phosphorelay signal transduction system. NCBI's taxonomy places the organism in Eukaryota, Viridiplantae, Streptophyta, Magnoliopsida, Asparagales, Asparagaceae. The record is from RefSeq and is a predicted model, not a curated record. The transcript is spliced from 5 exons.